Protopterus annectens (West African lungfish) is the source of this 2562-nucleotide messenger RNA. RefSeq names its product high-affinity choline transporter 1-like. Gene Ontology annotation, cellular component: plasma membrane. Lineage: Eukaryota; Metazoa; Chordata; Ceratodontiformes; Protopteridae. Gene Ontology annotation, biological process: acetylcholine biosynthetic process; choline transport; transmembrane transport. The record is from RefSeq and is a predicted model, not a curated record. Gene Ontology annotation, molecular function: choline:sodium symporter activity. The coding region runs from base 136 to 1788 and encodes 550 amino acids. The transcript has 9 exons.
AACACAAAGACCGUCGAACUUUUGCAGAAAACAGAGAAGUGACACUGAUUUGUUUCUUUUAUAUUUUUUACGAAAGCUUUCCUAGUAACAUCUGUCAGGUUCCUCCAAUCUGACAAGGAGUACUUCAUAAGGAAGAUGGCUGUUAACAUCCCUGGUCUUACUGCAGUCAUUGCAUUUUAUGUUAUCAUUUUGGCAACUGGAAUUUGGGCUGCCUGGAAGUCCAGAAAGGAAGAAAAGGCAUGUACAGGGACCAGAAGUGAAAUUGCCAUGGUUGGAGGGAGGAACCUCAAAUUUAUUAUAGGAACUCUCACUACAUCUGCAACCUAUAUUGGAGGAGGCUACAUCAAUGGUAUUGCUGAAAUGCUCUAUUCACCAGAAGGAGGACUUCUUUGGACCCAAAUUCCAUUAGGAUAUGCAUUUGGCUUGAUAUGUGCUAGCCUUUUCUUUGUUAAACCGAUGAGAUCCAACAAUUAUCUCACCAUGAUAGAUCCUUUUCAAGAAAAAUAUGGAAAAAAAGCUGGAAGCAUAAUGUUUAUACCUGCGCUGUUGGGAAGUCUACUAUGGGCUGGUGCAAUUCUUGCUGCAUUAGGAUCAACAAUGAGUGUUAUCUUGGAUCUCAGGCCUUCUGUAUGCAUUAUCCUAUCCACUUGUGUGGUUGUGGUAUAUACCUUGCUCGGUGGUCUGUAUUCUGUGGCAUAUACUGAUGUAAUACAGCUUAUCUUUAUGAUCAUUUGUAUGUGGAUUUGUGUCCCAUUUGCCAUGGUAAAUAAAGCAACUGAAAAUAUUGCCUACACUGCUCUUAAUGAGGUGUAUCAAACUCCUUGGAUUGGCAAAGUUGAUUUGGAACAUCUUGGCAGAUGGUUGGAUGAUCUCCUGUUUCUGACUCUAGGGAGUAUACCAUGGCAGGAGUAUUUCCAAAGAGUUUUUUCAAUGACAUCAGUCUCCCAAGCAAAGAUGACAUCAUACUGUGCUGCUGUUUUCUGUAUUUUUCUGGCUAUUCCCUCUGCCCUGGUUGGUGCAGUAGCAGCUUCUACAGAUUGGAACAAGACAAGUUAUGGCUUGCCAGCGCCUUUUGAGCGGGGUGAGUCAGGCAUGAUAUUGCCAAUUGUUCUACAGUAUCUUUGCCCUGCCUAUGUCUCUGUGAUUGGGAUAGGAGCCAUUGCAGCUGCUGUUAUGUCGUCUGCAGAUUCAGCGCUUUUGUCAUCAAGUUCGAUGUUUGCAAACAACAUUUACAAGAACAUUCUCAGGAAAAAAGCAUCUGACAGAGAAUUGCUGUGGGUUAUACGAGUAUCUGUGGUUGUGUUUGGAACUGUAGCAUCUGGUCUGGCAUUCUGUUCCAACUCAGUUUAUGGCCUUUGGUUUGUUUCUGGAGAGUUGGUAUAUGCUAUUGUCUUUCCGCAAUUAAUCUGUGUUCUUUUUAUCCCCAAUAUGAAUGCAUAUGGAUCAGUUGCUGGAUUUUUAGUGGGACUAGUAAUGAGACUUCUGGCUGGGGAACCUUUCCUAAAUAUUGCAGCAGUCAUUCAAUACCCAUGGUAUAAGAUAAUCAAUGGGAAUCCUAUUCAGCUAUUUCCAUUCAAAACACUUACAAUGCUGAUGGCUCUGGCAGUUACUGUAGCUGUUUCAUAUCUGACUCGGUUUCUAUCCUUCCAUAAUCCAUUACAUGAAAAACGGAAAGCAUAUGACGUGAAUCGCUCACAUAAUGUUACAAGCACACCACAAGGAGAAAUAACAAGUGUUUCUGAAAGAGUAAAUAACCAAAUCAGUUUCACUAAUUCUGUCAGUGAAUAGCACUAUGCAUUCGUCUCAGAAGUAGGUGAAGAAUCACAUUGCUAUCAGCAAUGCAGUUUGUUUUUCUAACACACAGAAUCCACUUGUUGAGAAAGAAACUCUAAACAAGGAAAAAAGAAGGAGCAGUUUAAUGCCGCAAUGCCACAAAAGUAAAUAAUAUUAGAACUUCAUUACCAUUUUGAUGACAUCCCAAACAGUGUUACUAAAAAUUUGCAUUGAGACAGUUUGAAUGUUUCUGAGAGAGCUAAUUUACAUAACUUUGUUAAUAACUGGAAAACUGGUCAAGGCUUUUAAACAGCACCUGUGACAAUAAUGUAAAAGUGCAAAACAGACUUUUUGCAAAGGAAAUUUAGUUGCCGUGAAUGUAUUUAUAACAUGGUUGUUAGUGUCUAAGGUGUUUCUAAAAUAUGCUGUGUUUGUGAGCAUGCUGUGAAAAACGCCAGCCACUAAGAAUAAAAUGUUCAUUCCUACAGAAAUCACCAUUUAAAGAUCAAAUAUUUACUUUGUUGUGUCUUUCUUUUCAUGAAAAAGCUAAUGAAUUAAUAAAUGCUGUUCAAUAAAAUCUGCCACUUCUGUUUUUCAGUAACUUCUAAGAAACACAGAAAUCAAGUAUCUCAAUACUAUUUUGUUUAGCAGGUGAUUUUUCAGCCUAAAGAAUGCAGAAUAUAACAUUGGAACAUCAUGUAAAAUCAUUUAGUUAUUGCAAUUGAUCCAAAUGACACUUCAUUGUAAUGAAUAGUUGAUGCUUUUGCUUUCUAUACAGUGUUGAAAAAA